UUUCUUCCCAGAAGCAGCAGCACAGUUCAAGAUGGCACCACAUGGAGCAUCUAGCACGUAGCCUCUGCGAAGCAUACACAGCCCUGCUGUGUCAUCAGUCCAUAAUCCUGGCCGUGAACUCCAGCUUUGUGGAACCCUUACAACAAUAUGAAAGUCAAUUGGAGAUAAUAAGAACCUCUUUUAAAAUGGCAUUUGGACUGCCAAGUUUUGACAGAGGAACAUUCCAGACCAGCGAGGAUGAUGUCAAGGACCUGGAGGCUUUAUAUCGAAAUAUUUUAAAUUUGUUUGAGGACACUCUUCUGAUCUUAGUGUCUAAAGACCUCUACAAACUACAGAUCUUAAAGGAAAUGACUCUGUGGAUGGCGGAAGAUCGUCUACACCAGCAAGAAAGAAUAAUGGUGACCAUCAGCAGGGUGUUAAGAUUCGCAGCCCGGAAAGUCAGGGAACACACGAGUAUUGACGUUCCGUGUUUAGGUGUCCUGGCAGCAGAACUGUCUCUUCUGUGUUCCCAUGCUAAUGACGCGGUCACACAACAAGCCUCCCUCGGAAUGUAUUACCUCCUCUGCAUUGCGAAACGGCAGAGCGCAGACUUCCAAAGAGACAACCCUACAAAGCAGCAUGAGUAUGGAAGAUCCUCCUUCCUGACUUCUGAUUCUGAAUUCCAACCCGAGACCUUGCAACAAGACAAAAUUAAACUUGCUCAGUGCAUAGGACAGAGCCUGUCGCCCUCUUUGCUGACUGACUUUAUGCUGCAUCUCCUGAUGAAACUCUCCACACCUGACAGAGAAACUGCAUCCAAAGCAGCAUCUGUGCUGAAACCGACUCUGAAAUACCACGCCCGGAAGGUCACCAGGGUGUGUCAGAUGGUGGACUCUGUUUAUAAGCAACUGAAGGAAAACUCCUCUGACUUUAUGAGGGACAGCUUGUUGGAGGUCGUCACCUUGUUGGUGCAGACGUUGCCCAAAGGUGUCGUCUUUCAGCUCAUGGACUACCGGGUCCCAAUGGACAGUGCUCUGACCCUGAUGUGGCAGGCCGUGGGCGCCCAGCCACAGGUGGCCCCGCAAGUGCUGAAGCCAAUCCUGCUGGUGCUGAAAGACAAACCCUGGGAAGCGGAGGCCGCCGUGCAGGGAGGGAGAUGCUUCGCUCUGGACGCCACCAACAUGAUGCCUCUGGCGGCAUCGCAGGCCCUGUGUGUGCUUCUGCCUACGGCUUCCUACAAGAGGACAGUGGCCCAGCUUUUUCCCGAGAUCCUGAUGGCCCUCUUGUUUCAGCUCCUCUACGUCAGUCAGCUGAGGAUGCAGCCACAGGACAAGCCCAUCUAUGCCCGGGAGGCGCUGAGAAUUCUGCUGAAAUGUUCUGGACUGCAAGAAGUGGACAGAGCCCUUAACCAGAAGUACUGCUGGAGUCAUAUUUACCAAGCAUACCAUUAUCACGAUGGGGUCAACCUCAUGGCCAGAACCCUCUGUGAGUGUAACUUUCCACAGUUUCCGGAGACUUUGCAUCACCUCCACAAGCUCUUAGUGCAGGGCCCUAGGAGCUCAGAAGAGCACGUCAUCAUAGUCAUAUUCUUCAUCAAAAUUCUGGAUAAGUUCUUCAAGGACCCGCUCCCAGAAUUAUUUUUGGUCCUCCUCAAAAACUGGAUCAACGAUUCCAAUCCUGAAAUUAGCAAAUUAAGCCUUCAGAAAAUCACCAGCAUGGCCCCAGUGGUCAAUAAGAUAGAAAAUGUCUGCAGCUUAUUAACAUCCAUCCUGAAUGCCUUCACGUCCAAAGACGACACUGUUGUUGUUCAGGCCUUGCUCACCCUCCGAAGACUGGUGGAUAAACUAGACAAGGCGACCUACUCGUCCCUGUGCCCUGGGAUUGCCUCCAGCUACUUCCGUCUGAUGGAUCAUAGCCAUGGAAAUGUGCGGAGUCUGGCUGUCAGGCACCUGGCGGAGCUACUCAAGGAUAUGAGCCAACACACAUCGACUUUAAGACAUGUCCUGGGAGGCUUCGCACCCCUCAUCCUCUGUCUGGAGGACAGGGAUGCUAGAGUAGUGAGCGCUUGUAGAUACACGUUAGCAAUCUGUGACUCGCAACUAGACUGGUCAGUGUCAAACUCGCUUAAAGAAGAAAACUAUAACUUUGAGCUGGUGGUUCUCAACACCUGUAACAGUCUCCUUCUGUCUCAUGAGAGCUGCCUUACAUAUUUAGUUUGUGACGCCUUGAGGUUCCUGGGGAGCUCCCAAGUACGUCUGAGAAGAGCAUCAAUUAUUUUACUAGGGUACUUGGCAGAACUGGGUGGACAUCUACUAUUCAGGGAUGAUAUUGAAAUUUUGAUUGAAGCUACAGAACGAAUGCUCCAGGAUGAAGACUCUCAGGUCCAGGGGUUGGCAGAAAUAACCCACAAUAUUUUAAAGAAAAUAGCCCAUCGACCAAGAUCCACAGCUAUUAAACACGCUUUCCAGAGAUUGUUUAAGUUCUCCUACCCCAAGGAGAUGAAGCUUCUUUACAACUGGCAAGGCGGCGCACAGACAGCCCUGUGAGCUUCCCAUCUUGGUAACCUGAGUCUGCUUGUAGGUGCUUUUCCGAA
Messenger RNA from Fukomys damarensis (Damara mole-rat), 2572 nucleotides. It is a transcript of the gene Mroh9, whose product is annotated as maestro heat like repeat family member 9. The coding region runs from base 42 to 2525 and encodes 827 amino acids. Gene Ontology annotation, cellular component: cytoplasm. NCBI's taxonomy places the organism in Eukaryota, Metazoa, Chordata, Mammalia, Rodentia, Bathyergidae. The record is from RefSeq and is a predicted model, not a curated record. The transcript is spliced from 20 exons.